AUUAUUCCUCCAGCACGUGUAACCUUCUGAAUUUUAGGUUGGGUUACGAGUUUUUAUUAUAAUUUGUGGCAUGCAUGAUAUUCAACUGAAUCAAAAUGGUUAAUCUCGCUGAAAUAAUAGAAAAAGAUGCACAAAAAUAUAAAUCUAUCGACGUUCAUAAACAUUUGGAGGUGGAUAUAGAUGCUGGAACACUCUUAGUUUCCGAUCCUAACGUUUUGGAUUCACAAAGUUUCAAGAGAAAUGCCAAUGAUUAUUUGUUGAAUUUAGCAAGAGAUAAUGUCCAACUACUUUUUAAUAAAGUAUGGGACCUUCCUACUGAAAGAGUUGAAGAAGCCAUUGUUGCAAAAUUACCAGCUCCAAAGUAUAUUCUUCCCAGAAGUAAACCCGUACCAAAACCUAGAUCUCUCACAAAAUGGGAACAGUUUGCUAAAGACAAGGGAAUUCAGAAGAAGAAAAAAUCUAAAUUGACAUGGGAUGAACAGUUGAAAAAAUGGGUACCACGAUUUGGAUUCAAAAAAGUUCUAGCCGAAAAGGAAAAGGAUUGGGUUCUAGAAGUACCAGCCAAUGCUGAUCCUAUGGAAGAUCAGUUUGCCAAGAAGAUUGAAGCUAAAAGUGAAAGAAUAGCUAAAAAUGAAUUGCAGAGAAUGAGGAAUAUAGCUAAAGCUAGGAAUGUUAAGGUGCCUAGAUUCGGAAUCAUAGACCCUGACAAAUCAUCAUCAAAGGAGAUACAAGCUGCUAUUACUGUUGCAAAAUCAUCAACUGCCAGUGUUGGUAAGUUCCAAGAUAAAUUACCAAAAGAAAAAGAAGCAAGAGGUAUUGCCUCAAUUACACCAGGUGCAACCUCAAGGAAAAGAAAAUUGCCUCCGGCUACCGCAGAAGAAGAAAAGAAUAUGAAUUUAACUAUCGUCAAUUCUGUUCUUAAUAAGAGACCUAAACUUGAUAUAGAAAAAGCAGUUUCUAAACACAUUCACACUGAACAAUCAUCUUCUAUGGAUGAUUCUGCUCCUCAGCGUAAAAGAAGUAAAGGUAUGAAAAGUAAUUCCCAAGGACCUAAGAGUGCCAAAGGUAAAAAGCCUAAAAGUGGUGGACAGAGAAAAGGUAAAGGGGGCGGUAAAAGCAGUGGAAGAAAGCGACGUUAGAAGUGACUAAUGCAUGGGGACAUGCAUUUGGAACCAUUUUACAUGCGUUUAUCUCUGUGUAAAGAUUUUUUUUUGUCGAUAAUCGAGUUUAUUCAAUAAGAAACUUGUAUAUAAACAAUACAUUAAUUUUAAGGAUUUAUGUAAAUUAGUUCCUAAGAUAUAAAUAUUUAGUUUAUAUUUUGGAGUUAAGUGUUUGAAAAAGUCAGUAUUUCACUUUAUCUAUAAGUUAGAUAGAGAAUGAAGUAUUUUAUAUUUGUACUGAUGCAGAGAAAUUGUAAAUAAAAUAAAGAUGAUAGAUUCACAA
Harmonia axyridis is the source of this 1443-nucleotide messenger RNA. Its product is annotated as ribosome biogenesis regulatory protein homolog. Gene Ontology annotation, cellular component: nucleolus; preribosome, large subunit precursor; nucleus. Gene Ontology annotation, molecular function: protein binding. The record is from RefSeq and is a predicted model, not a curated record. NCBI's taxonomy places the organism in Eukaryota, Metazoa, Arthropoda, Insecta, Coleoptera, Coccinellidae. Gene Ontology annotation, biological process: ribosome biogenesis; ribosomal large subunit biogenesis; ribosomal large subunit export from nucleus. The coding region runs from base 96 to 1139 and encodes 347 amino acids. The transcript is spliced from 4 exons.